GGUCCAACGUAUAUUCGGAUAAUUCGGAAACGGGCCGCCAAUAUCUUGUUGCAGAAUGGAUGCAACGGGCCUCAGGGCCCUAACCUCAUCAUCUCUUCACCUCCUCCGCCUCUCUUCCAAAGCUCCGCCUCCUCUCCCUUUCCGUCGCGUUUCCUCUCUCAGUCUGCGCUACGUGACCUCGUCUCAAAGGUGUCGAGCUCAUGGCUGCGGUGCUGCGGUGGCGCCACCCAGUGUUUCGUCGAAGAAGGAAUUUCUUCAAGUGGUGCUAAUGUCGCCGCAGAUUCCUGGAAACACAGGGUCCAUAGCUCGAACAUGUGCUGCUUCAGCUGUCAAACUGCACUUAAUUGAGCCACUGGGAUUUCAGGUUGAUGAUGUAAAGUUAAAGCGUGCAGGGCUUGAUUACUGGCCAUAUGUAGUUGUGAAGGUGCAUAGUUCAUGGCCAGAAUUUCGGGAGUACUUCAAGAAACAGGAAGGCGAAAAGAGGUUACUAGCAUUUACAAAGCGAGGGACAAAUAUCCACUCAGAAUUCACCUAUAGGAAAGGCGACUGGCUUGUAUUUGGAUCAGAGACUAGUGGGUUGCCUGCUGAAGCGCUGGAUGAUUGCACGAGUGAGCCAUUGGGGGGUGGCACUGUACGAAUUCCUAUGAUUGAAACCUAUGUGAGGUGUCUGAACCUAUCUGUGAGUGUUGGCAUUGCUCUGUAUGAAGCUUGUAGACAGCUCAACUACGAGCAGUUUCACAAUCCAUCCGAACCUUGUCUGGCGGAGACUUUGUUUUUAACUGAAGACAUGUUUGCUUAACUUCUUUGAAGUUUUUCAAUUUUUCUUCUUCUUAGUCAUUUUUGGAGUGUACAAUCUUGUUAGAAUAGGUAUUUGAGCUAUAAUUACUUUGGUUCUUGUAUGAUGUAUGUUCCAUUAUUUGAGAUGCGUUGAAGAGUCGGUGCCAAACUCUUAUUUUACAAGCUAA
Molecule: messenger RNA, 965 nt
Organism: Salvia hispanica
Lineage: Eukaryota; Viridiplantae; Streptophyta; Magnoliopsida; Lamiales; Lamiaceae
Gene: AGL26
Product: tRNA (cytidine(34)-2'-O)-methyltransferase
Biological process (GO): wobble position ribose methylation
Molecular function (GO): RNA binding; RNA methyltransferase activity
Source: RefSeq, a predicted model, not a curated record